Messenger RNA from Ascochyta rabiei, 759 nucleotides. Its product is annotated as Glutathione transferase. NCBI's taxonomy places the organism in Eukaryota, Fungi, Ascomycota, Dothideomycetes, Pleosporales, Didymellaceae. The record is from RefSeq and is a predicted model, not a curated record. The transcript has a single exon. Bases 1 to 759 code for a protein of 252 amino acids.
AUGGUCCUCACAAUCCACCACCUCGGCAUCUCGCAGAGCGAGCGCAUCCUCUUCCUAUGCGAAGAACUCGCCAUCGACUACAAAAUCGUACACCACACGCGCGACCCGAUCGCGGCACCGCAGUCGCUCAAAGACAUGGCAGGAAACUCAACAGGAAAAGCCCCCUUCAUCGAAGACCCAGAAGCAGGCAUCACGCUCUCGGAAAGCGCCGCAAUAUGCGACUACAUCCUAGCGAAGAACGCCGCGGGCGAGCUCGGAAGUCAGAAGAAGCCAGAGAAGAAGCUAGCGAAGACGUACGGCGAGCCCGGGUACGUCGACUUUGUGCACUGGUACCAUUUCUCAAACGGCACGCUGCAGGCGCUAAUGAACCGGUUUACGUUUUUCGAAAUCGGGCAGAUUCCCCCGGACAACGCGGCGCUGAGGGUUUCCAUGCAUGCGCUGCAUGAGACGCUGCGGAUUCUGGACGAGCGGCUGAAGAGCUGCAGCUGGCUGGCUGGAGAGGACUUUACCGUCGCGGACAUCAUGACCGUCUACUCGCUUACGUCGAAGCGGUAUUUUGGGCCCUUGGUGAGCUUCACAGAGUACCCGAAUAUCGUGCGGUACUUGAAGGACGUCGGUGAUAGGCCGGCGUAUCAACGGGCCAUGGAGAAGGGCGAUCCUGAGAUGAAGCUGUUGCUGGGUGCCGAACCGCCUGAGAAGACGCUGAUUCAGGCCGGUGGAGUGAAGGCGGACUUUUGGAAGAAGAAGAGCCACAUUUAG